Messenger RNA from Acytostelium subglobosum LB1, 1269 nucleotides. RefSeq lists its product as hypothetical. The record is from RefSeq and is a predicted model, not a curated record. Gene Ontology annotation, molecular function: serine-type carboxypeptidase activity. The transcript has 3 exons. Lineage: Eukaryota; Evosea; Eumycetozoa; Acytosteliales; Acytosteliaceae. Gene Ontology annotation, biological process: proteolysis. The coding region runs from base 1 to 1269 and encodes 422 amino acids.
AUGAAGAUUGUUGCUUUGGUCCUCACUCUUUGUAUUCUAGGCUAUGCCAACGCCAACCUCUCUGCUGGCGCCACCACCUCCAUCUCUGGUUACUACAAUGUAAACAAGACUACUGAUGCCAACCUUUUCUACUGGUUCUUCGAGGCUCAGACCAACCCAACCACUGCACCCUUCAUCAUUUGGUUGACUGGAGGUCCAGGAUGCUCCUCCGAGCUCGCCAUCUUCUACGAAAACGGCCCAUUCUCUUUGUCUGAGGAUAUGCAGUUGGUCAACAACCCAUACUCAUGGAACAAGGUUGCCAACAUGUUGUACGUUGACAGCCCAGUCGGAACUGGUUUCAGUUACGUGUCAGACCCCAACGGAUACUCCACCAACGAGGAGGAGGUCGCCGCCAACUUGUACAGCAUGCUGUCGCAGUUCAUGGCCGAUCACCCACAAUACGCCCAGCUUCCAUUCUACGUGUUUGGAGAGUCGUACGCCGGUCACUACGUGCCCGCCCUGUCCUACUUCAUCUACACCAAGAACCAGGACCCAUACUCAGUCCACUUCAACCUCAAGGGUCUGGCCGUCGGUAACGCCAUGGUCUACCCAGCCAUCCAGUACGGCAGCAUGGGUCCAAUGGCCUACUCGCACGGUCUGAUUGGCCCACUCGCCCUCAAGGAGACCGAGGGUCUCGUCGGUUCAUGUGUCGACGCCAUCAACUCUGGCAGCUACAACGACUCCAACACGAUCUGCAAUGAGAUCAUGAACGUCAUCCAGGAGAACGCCGGCCCAUUCAACCCAUACGAUGUGAGAAAGACCUGCCCACCCUCCCUGCCACUCUGCUACAACUUCACCCUGGUCGGCGACUACUUGGCUCAGCCAUCCGUCCGCCAGCAGCUCGGCGUGCCAACCAACGUCAACUGGACCCUGUGCAGCAACGUCGUCUACGCCGACAUCAUCAACGACUGGUGGAACACCGAGGUCGCCCACAUCCCAAUCCUGUUGGAGGCUGGUAUCAGAACCCUUGUCUACAACGGAAACAUGGGCUGGAUUUGCAACUACCUCGGCUCUGAGGCCUGGGUCUCGCAGUUGGAGUGGUCCAACAACCAGCAGUGGAACAACGCCCCAAGAAAGAUCGUCAUGACUGGUCAGAACAUCGGAGGUUACACUCAAUCCUACGGUGGUCUCACUCUGAUGGCCGUCAACAACGCUGGCCACAUGGUUCCAAUGGAUCAGCCAGAGACCAGUUUGAACAUGGUCAUCUCUUUCCUCAACAAUAAAUUCUAA